GUUAGAUUAAUUGCUGCUGCAGCAUUUAUAAGAUCCUUUUAAUAUUCGGCAAUAUUUUUCAGUUAUUUAAUGGUUUUUCCUCUGUCAGUCCCGCCCACCCCCAGGAGCAACUGUUUCGUGGUGUCGCCGUCGGCCAAUCGGAACCACCCGAGAAAGAACGUCAUUGGUCUAUUUAUCUUCCUUGAAGUUCGCUCGCGUCAUCAUUCGCCAAGGAAAACAAAAGAUGUGCAACGAAAAAUUCAAGAUUACAAUGCAAAUAAAAUGCAUUUCAAGAGAUCAUUGGGAAAUCAUAUCUACCACCACAAGGAUCGAUCCAGGACAAGCGAUGCAAGACCCCACUGCCCAACGAAGUCUACUCUACGACCAAAUAUAAUAACUCAGUAUUCACUGAUCGGCAAUUAAUUUUUAAAAAUCCAACAAAAUUUGCAGGGAAGAUAAUUGGAUUAAAAUUUGUGUGAGAAACAAAAUAUAUUCUUUGUUGCUUUUGUUACUGGCACAGUGUGCGUGUAUUCUAGCAAAUAUUAGUCCAGGUAAGCAUGCACGCCUCGCGCAGAAUUACUUACUAUGGAUGUACUUACCAAGUUUACGCAUCGUUAUAGCUCUAUUAUAUGGAUAAAAUUACUACUCGGUACUGCUGGCCUAGGGUUAAUGAUUUUUAGUUCUUUAUUAUUUUCGGUGUUUCGAUAAAAAGAUCACCAAUGCGUUCUUAUCAUAGAAAACGUUUAAUUUAGGAGAUAAGCUUACACAUUAAUAAUACAAAAAAAAGAAGAACAAAACUUAUAACGUUUAAAAUAGAGAACAUUUUUAUAACAUUCUUUACAUUAAAUAACAAAUUAUAAAAAAACUCGGAGCAUUUGCACCUCAUUCUUACGUAUCGGCUAAACCAUGAACAAACAGUUUCCCUCUGUUUUUAUUCUAAAGAAUCUUGAAAUCGCCGAAUGUAUCACGGCGAAUAAAAUUGUUCACAAAUGUUUCUAAGGGAACAAAGUUGGAAUUGUGAAACAGAACAGUGGUAUUGUUGCUGGUCGAUUCACUGUUUAACUGAUACGACAGAAACUUGUGAAUCAAUAUACAGUAAAAAAUAAUAAAUA
Molecule: messenger RNA, 1091 nt
Organism: Megalopta genalis
Lineage: Eukaryota; Metazoa; Arthropoda; Insecta; Hymenoptera; Halictidae
Source: RefSeq, a predicted model, not a curated record